CUUCGCAAACUAACCAGCAACAGCAACAGCAACAGCAACAGCUCCAGUGAGAUUGAUUCGGAAAGGCCCAUGGUUUGGUGAGGAGCAUCAGUGAGAAAGAAUUGACGAGCAAAGACAGCAGAGCUCGGGAACUCAGCAUGGAGAACACGGCAUCAGCAGCAUACAGCCAUGGCCAGUCGAACUCACAAAGCACAGCUUCCACCGGGCACACACGGCCGAGCUCUUUACACCGUCCAGCGGCGAUCAAGCUGCUGCCAGCGCCCCUGCAAGCACCUCCUCCGUAUUCACUCGGCGCGCUGUACCAGGAUGCAGUAACAAUACGUGCACAGGCGGUGAUAGCCGCAGAGUGCGAGAAUGGCCUGCCCGGUUACUGUGGACAAAGCAGACGCGAGGCGACAUUCCAGCCUUACAGUGAUGCAUGGCGGCCGAGCAGUCCAGAUGGCGAUGACGUGCCGCUUGGACAGCUCAUCAUCACGCACAUGUACGCGGAGCCAGAGGACGACUCAUACGGCGGCGAAGCACCUCCGCCGUAUGCAAUCGCGGUGCGGCAGUCGUUUCGCGAAACACUGAUUCAGCACAUUCCGCAUAGUCAGCAUGAAGCGGGCGAGGUGGACGAGGAGAGCGAAGUGGGCAUAGAGAUUGCGAGGCCAGAUGACGUGCGGUACUCUGUUGAGCGGAUGGUGGCCAUGGUUGUUGUUGCGAUUAUACUCUUCGUGAUUUCGGGGAUACUGGCGUGGCUGGCGUUGGGGAGGAGGAUGUUGGGUUGAAGUCAGGCGAGCCGGCGCCGAGGGGUCAUGGGGACAAUCACAUGGGGAGAUUGUCGGGGAUGGACACUGGGGGGGGGAUUCUGGCGGCUUCAAGCGUUGGAUAGACGAUAGCGCGGCGGGCUUGUCUUGUACGGGUACAUGCAAUAGACACGAGGGGCACAGAGCGAGCGUGUGGCAGGACUAGGUGUAGGCGCGGGCAGCCAGCCUUAUGGACCACUGAUACGAUGCAGGCCUUUGGCGUUGGCGGUGCAGUUUGGCUGCGCUGGCCUGAGGCAUCCAGCGCGGCCAAGCAUGCUGAUGUGAGCAGCGCCCCCAUCAGGGCCCAACGCAGCCAUGUUGAGGCGGC
Messenger RNA from Exserohilum turcica Et28A, 1113 nucleotides. RefSeq lists its product as uncharacterized. The transcript has 3 exons. Lineage: Eukaryota; Fungi; Ascomycota; Dothideomycetes; Pleosporales; Pleosporaceae. The record is from RefSeq and is a predicted model, not a curated record. The coding region runs from base 138 to 767 and encodes 209 amino acids.